UCCGAUGCUCAGAGAGGCAGGAAACGGGGCCAGCCAGGGGGACUCGAGAGCGGCUGCACUUUCCUGUCCCCCCGCCGAGGAGAGCGGAGGAGCAGCGGCCAGUGGCCUGGCGAGUUUCCCCGGAGAGGAGCCGGAUUCCGGUGCAGGGACGGAGCGAGGAGUCAGAGCAGUGUAGUGUAAAAAUGGAAGAGCAGGGGCCGAGAAGACCCAUUCAAACUGAGAGACUGGAGUCCAAAGGAAAAAGAUCUCCUGCAGGCAAAGUUGAGACCUUCAGGGAUCUUCUGCCUUGUGCAGAUUUAUGUCAAAUUAAGCAGGAGGAAGAGGAGGGGCAGCCGCAGCAGCACUGGGAUACCCAGGAUUUCCUGAAGACGAUGCACCCUCCUCGUUCAAGCUGGGAAACCCCACAGGCUCCCAGUCCUCCCUACUCCGGGGAUGGUGUCCUCCCGGCCUCCUUCAGGGGAGCUGCAGAAGUCAGUCAAUGGCCCAGUGGGAGAGCACAGGGGACAGACCAGACCCUGCUCCCAGACACUGAGGGGGUUCCGGGAAACGAAUCGCGGCCUGUGGAAGAUGUGGUUAUUAAGUCCCCAAAGUCUGAGGAGGAUCCCUUGGACACAGAAAACAUCCACCUCUCUGCAAAGGCUGAGGGAGAGAGUGAAGAAGAGGCCAGGUUUCGGGGUCAGAAUUCUUUGGAGCCAUCUGUGAAUUCAUUGGGAAGAACAAAGAAACCGUUUAAAUGCAUGGAAUGUGGGACGUGCUUUAGUCAAAGUGGAAGACUGAGGAUACACCAACGAACUCACACAGGGGAGAAACCAUUUAAAUGUACUGAAUGUGGAAAGAACUUCAGUGCAAGUGGAUCACUUAGAGUACACCAACGAACUCACACAGGGGAGAAACCAUUUAAAUGUAUUGAAUGUGGUAAGAGCUUUAGUCAAAGUGGAGCACUAAGAGUACACCAACGAACUCACACAGGUGAGAAACCAUUUAAAUGUAUGGAAUGUGGAAAGAGAUUCAGUCAAUAUGGGCAGCUUAGAAUACAUCAACAAACUCACACAGGGGAGAAACCAUUUAAAUGUAUUGAAUGUGGAAAGAGCUUCAGUGAAAGUAGAGCACUUAGACUACAUCAACGAACUCACACAGGGGAGAAACCAUUCAAAUGUAUGCAGUGUGGAAAGAGCUUCAGCAAUAGUGGAUCACUUAGAAUACAUCAACGAACUCACACAGGGGAGAAACCAUUUGAAUGUAUGCAGUGUGGAAAGAGCUUCAGGAGAAGUGGAGCACUUAGAGUACACCAACGAACUCACACAGGGGAGAAACCAUUUAAAUGUAUGGAAUGUGGAAAGAGAUUCAGUAAAAAUGAAACUCUUAUAAUACAUAAACGAACCCACACAGGGGAGAAACCAUUUAAAUGUAUGGAAUGUGGAAAGAGCUUCAGUGAAAGUAGAGCACUUGGAAUGCAUCAAAAAACUCACACAGGGGAGAAGCCAUUUAAAUGUAUUGAAUGUGGAAAGAGCUUCAGCAAUAGUGGAUCACUUAGAAUACAUCAACGAAGUCACACGGGGGAGAAACCAUUUGAAUGUAUGCAGUGUGGAAAGAGCUUCAGGAAACGUGGAACACUUACAAUACAUCAACGAAUUCACACAGGGGAGAAACCAUUUAAAUGUAUUGAAUGUGGUAAGAGCUUCAGUGAAAGUGGGGCACUUAGAAUACAUCAACGAACUCACACGGGGGAGAAACCAUUUAAAUGUAUUGAAUGUGGUAAGAGCUUCAGUCAAAGUGGAAACCUUAGAACACACCAACGAACUCACACAGGGGAGAAACCAUUUAAAUGUAUUGAAUCUGGAAAGAGCUUUAAUCAAAGUGGAGACCUUAGAAUACACCAGCGAACUCACACAGGGGAGAAACCAUUUAAAUGUAUGGAAUGUGGAAAGAGCUUCAGUCGAUAUGGGCACCUUAGAAAACAUCAAGAAACUCAUACAGGGGAAAAACCAUUUGAAUGUAUGCAGUGUGGAAAGAGUUUCAGUGAAGGUGGAGCACUUAGAAUACAUCAACGAACUCACACGGGAGAGAAACCAUUUGAAUGUAUGGAAUGUGAUAAGAGCUUCAGUAAUAAUGAAGCACUUAGAAUACAUCAACGAACUCACACCGGGGAGAAACCAUUCAAAUGUAUUGAAUGUGGUAAGAGCUUCCGUGAAAGUAGAACACUUAGAAUACAUCAACGAACUCACACAGGGGAGAAACCAUUUGAAUGUAUUGAAUGUGGUAAGAGCUUCCGUGAAAGUAGAACACUUAGAAUACAUCAACGAACUCACACAGGGGACAAACCAUUUGAAUGUAUGCAGUGUGGGAAAUGCUUCAAUGAAAGUAGAACACUUAGGAUACAUCAACGAAAUCACACGGGAGAGAAACCAUUUGAAUGUAUUGAAUGUGGUAAGAGCUUCAGUGGAAGUGGAUCACUUACAAUACAUCAACGAAUUCACACAGGGGAGAAACCAUUUGCAUGUAUUGAAUGUGGAAAGAGCUUCAGUGAUAGUGGAACACUUAGAAAACAUCAACGAACUCACACAGGAGAGAAACCAUUUGAAUGUAUUGAAUGUGGAAAGAGCUUCAGUCAUAGUGGAGCCCUUAGAGUACAUCAACGAACUCACACCGGGGAGAAACCAUUUGAAUGUAUGCAGUGUGGAAAGAGCUUCAGGAAUAGUGGAACACUUAGAAGACAUCAACGAAUUCACACGGGUGAGAAGCCAUUUAAAUGUAUUGAAUGUGGAAAGAGCUUCAGUGCAAGUGGAGCACUUAGAAGACAUCAACAAACUCACACGGGGGAGAAACCAUUUAAAUGUAUGGAAUGUGGAAAGAGAUUCAGUAAAAAUGAAACUCUUAUAAUACAUCAACGAACUCACACAGGGGAGAAACCAUUUAAAUGUAUGGAAUGUGGAAAGAGCUUCAGUCAAAAUGGACACCUUAGAAGACAUCAGCUAACACACACACGAUGAAAAUGUGGAAACGGCUUCAGAGGAAGUGGAGACAGUAAUGUUGUUGUUGUUUAGUCGUUAAGUUGUGUCCGACUCUUUGUGACCCCAUGGACUAGAGCACGUCAGGCACUCCUGUCUUCCACUGCCUCCCGCAGUUUGGUGAGACUUAUGUUGGUAUCUUCAAGAACAGUGUCCAACCAUCUCGUCCUCUGUCGUCCCCUUCUCCUUGUGCCCUCAA
Molecule: messenger RNA, 3207 nt
Organism: Lacerta agilis (Sand lizard)
Lineage: Eukaryota; Metazoa; Chordata; Lepidosauria; Squamata; Lacertidae
Product: zinc finger protein 709-like
Exons: 4
Coding region: 183-2990 (935 amino acids)
Biological process (GO): negative regulation of transcription by RNA polymerase II
Molecular function (GO): DNA-binding transcription repressor activity, RNA polymerase II-specific
Source: RefSeq, a predicted model, not a curated record